AGACGGUGUGGCGAGGCGGUGCCCCUUUAAGACGGUGUGGCGAGGCGGUGCCCCUUUAAGACGGUGUGGCGAGGCGGUGCCCCUUUAAGACGGUGCAAAGUGGUUCGGUGUUCCUUUGACACGCUGCGACGGAAGGUGCGCAUGCGCAGGGCUGGCGGUGUGCCUAGCAACCACAACACGGCGGCGGCGGCGGCGAGGAGAUGGCCAAAGCCACCACCAUCAAAGAGGCCCUGAUCAAGUGGGAGGAAAGAACGGGUCAGAAGGCAAAUGAAGCGACUGAGGUGAAAUUGUACGGCCAGAUCCCCCCUAUUGAAAAGAUGGAUGCAUCUCUCUCCAUGCUAACCAAUUGCGAAAAACUCUCUCUCUCGACUAACUGCAUUGAAAAGAUAGCUAAUCUGAAUGGGCUAAAGAAGCUAAAAAUUCUAUCACUGGGAAGAAACAACAUAAAGAAUUUGAAUGGUCUGGAAACUGUAGGUGAAACACUGGAAGAGUUAUGGAUCUCUUAUAACCUGAUUGAAAAGCUGAAAGGUGUACAUGCAAUGAAGAAACUGCUUGUAUUGUACAUGGCUAAUAACCUUGUGAAAGAUUGGGCGGAGUUCAGCAAGCUGGGUGAUUUGCCUGUCUUGACUGACCUGGUCUUUGUAGGAAACCCUCUGGAAGAGAAACAUUCAUCUGAUGGGACUUGGAUAGACGAGGCAACCAAGAGGCUCCCCAAACUCAAGAAGCUGGACGGGAACACUGUGAUCAAACAAGAAGAGGACGAAGAGGCUUAAAGCCAAUCUGGAAAUGAACAGUCACGUUACAUAAGCUAACUUCUUAAAGACCUCCUCACAUGCGUGUGCCCUUUCCCCCCACCCACUCCCGCUUCCCUCCUCUCCCCAUUGCACUUUCUAUCUUUCUAUAACAUCCUUUUUACAGGACAGUAACUGGUAUCAAAUCACAGUUGCUAGGCUUUUUGACCUUUCAAAACCAUUUUCACUUAGCGUUUUAAGGCAAUUGCACAAGGACUAGGUUAUGGCAUUAAACUGGUCUCCAAGCCUUUGAUAUUGUUCACAAAUAUUCCAAGACUCAUUUUGUUCUCUUAAACCAUUUAAAAUGGGCAACACAACUGUUUGUUAAACUAUAAGAAUUUUUUUUAAAAACUGUUCCUUUCAUAUGAGAAAUGGUUAACUUAUUAAAACAGUCAAAGUGAGAUUUUUUUGUUAUUUUCUAGUACAGUACUUGAAGUUUUUUUUUAACUUAUUUGUAAUUGUAAAUUAAUUGCGCUUUAUUCUGAGGCAGCUUUGUUGUAAGGGACGUGAUGUUGUGCUCAACCAGACUGUUCUCUUCUCUUCCAAUGAACACGCAUGUGAUAGAACAGAACCUUCCAUCUGUGUGUUGCACCCCACUGUUGUCGUGAUUUUGAAAAGUGUUUUUGUAAGGUGCUUUUUAAAAUGUUUUUAUACAAAAUUAUUUAUCAGAAGAUAUUGUACAUCACAGUGUUCUAUCUUGUGAAAAAUGGUUUAUUCUAAUAACUAUUAAAGGGUCGUUGGUAACUUCC
Callorhinchus milii (elephant shark) is the source of this 1540-nucleotide messenger RNA. RefSeq names its product dynein, axonemal, light chain 1 (gene dnal1). Lineage: Eukaryota; Metazoa; Chordata; Chondrichthyes; Chimaeriformes; Callorhinchidae. The record is from RefSeq and is a predicted model, not a curated record. Bases 201 to 773 code for a protein of 190 amino acids. The transcript is spliced from 8 exons. Gene Ontology annotation, cellular component: cytoplasm. Gene Ontology annotation, molecular function: protein kinase binding.